AUGGCGGACUCCGACGAAGAAUAUGUGGGUGAUGUGACAGAAGACGAGGAUGAUCUUCAGGUUACUCGAGGAGACAACCCUCGAGCCAAAAAGAGAAAGCAGCGAGGAGGCGCAGAGUGGGAGCUCUCCAGAACCUGGGAGACACUCGUUGAAGGAGCCGAUGGCACCAUCAGUUCGACUGUCGAAGGGCUACUGGAGGCCAAUAAGCGCAAAAGGCUCUUGAAGGAUACGACACCACUCCAGCGCGGUAUCAUUCGACAUCUCAUCCUCAUUAUCGACCUUUCACAAUCCAUGUCCGAGAAAGACGUACGACCCACACGAUACUUGUUGACCCUCCGAUAUGCGCAGGAAUUCGUAAGGGAAUUCUUUGAACAAAAUCCCAUCUCCCAGCUCGGGGUCCUGGGCCUGAGAGAUGGUCUUGCCCUCCGGGUGAGUGACAUGAGUGGAAACCCAACGGAACAUCUUACGGCCAUUCAAGCUCUCAAAACGCAAGAUCCAAAGGGUCUCCCUAGUCUUCAGAAUGGACUGGAGAUGGCACGUGGUGCCCUUUUCCAUACCCCCAGUCACGGUACCCGGGAGGUUCUCAUAAUAUUCGGAUCCCUACUGUCUUCGGACCCCGGAGAUAUUCACCAAACGAUAGGGACUCUGAUCAGCGACAAGGUCCGGGUAAGGGUCGUUGGUCUUGCCGCGCAAGUCGCCAUCUGUCGGGAACUUUGUACCAAGACAAAUGGUGGCGAUGAAACGGCAUAUGGAGUCGCGCUGAACGAGCAACACUUUAGGGAGUUGAUGAUGGAUGUGACCACACCCCCAGCUGCCUAUUCCGAGAAGGAAUCCGCAAGCUCGUUGCUAAUGAUGGGAUUCCCAUCCCGGACCGUGGAGGCCACUCCCUCCCUCUGCGCGUGCCAUUCCAACCCCUCGCGAGGAGGCUAUCUUUGCUCCCGAUGCAACAGCAAAGUGUGUAAUCUUCCUGCCGAGUGCCCGUCAUGUGGCCUCACGCUGAUCCUGUCGACUCAUUUGGCGAGAUCGUAUCAUCACCUGUUCCCCUUGAUCAAUUGGGUCGAGGUGCCCUGGCGUCGCGCUUCUCGCAGCUCUGCUUGCUUUGCCUGUGGGAUUUCUUUCCCGCCCGUUCCGCCAGAGGAUCAAUGGCAAGUCGCAGAGAGCCAAACCAAGGGGAUGAGUGUAAGCAGUCGCUAUGAGUGUACUGCGUGCCAUAGCCACUUCUGCAUCGACUGUGAUCUCUUUGCCCAUGAGGUUGUUCACAACUGUCCGGGCUGCCAGAGCAAAAGUGCCGACCCCACGUCCUCUCUCCGCAUAUCCCCAACUUCAUACAACAUGGCCGACACACAACUCUUUGAGCGCAUCCAGGCCUAUGCCUUUGGAGCAGACCCGGAAUUUGCAAAUGGCCUCGCCUUCGUCCUCGGUCAUCCCGAAACCCCGGCCUCCGAGGCCGAGAUGAAUCGGGAUGAUGACCUCGUGCUGCACGCAAAGUGCUUCUUUUAUGCGCGAAAAGAGCAGCUCUCUUCCCCCGUUGACUUUGCCGCGUUCAAGUCUUGGUUGGGAAAAAAUACCACAGAGAGCGUGCAAACAUCAACCGAGUCACCCAACGCACCAGGCGACGGCAACGGCUCCAAUGCCGAGCCGGCGUACCCGUCCUCCUUUGCGCACAUCGUGGAGCUCAUCACGACAGGACAACCAAUUCCCGGCAUCCAAGAAAUUCCGGACACUGUGUUGACAGGCCAUGACCUCGCCAGCGAGAAACCCCGGCGACGGAAGCCCUGGGAGAAAGAUGAGGGGGAUAGUCCGGCGGAGACCGCAAGUGCUGCCCCGUAA
Penicillium salamii is the source of this 1830-nucleotide messenger RNA. The record is from the annotation of a GenBank genome assembly. NCBI's taxonomy places the organism in Eukaryota, Fungi, Ascomycota, Eurotiomycetes, Eurotiales, Aspergillaceae.